GUUUACUGUUUCUUACUAUGUACGACAUGCAGGAAUGAAACACAUGAAGUUAUCAAAUAUUUGGAAUUCUGUGUCCAUCGUUUGCUUAACGAAGACCCUGGUGUGCACAACUUGUUGCUCUCAUUGUAUGCAAAGCAGGAGGAUGAUAGUGCACUUUUGCGUUUCCUACAAUGCAAGUUUGGCAAAGGACAACUAAAUGGCCCUGAGUUCUUCUAUGAUCCCAAAUAUGCACUACGACUUUGCCUCAAGGGAAAACGAAUGCGUGCCUGUGUCCAUAUAUAUAGCAUGAUGUCCAUGCAUGAAGAGGCUGUUGCUCUUGCUUUAAUGGUGGACACAGAGCUUGCCAUGGCAGAAGCUGACAAGGUUGAAGAUGAUGAAGACUUGAGGAAGAAGCUUUGGCUUAUGGUUGCAAAGCAUGUAAUUGAACAGGAGAAAGGAGCUAAAAGGGAGAACAUAAGGAAGGCAAUAGCAUUUCUCAAAGAAACUGACGGCCUUCUAAAAAUAGAGGAUAUUCUACCAUUCUUUCCAGACUUUGCUCUGAUUGAUGAUUUCAAGGAGGCAAUUUGCUCGUCAUUGGAGGAUUACAAUAAGCAGAUCGAACAGCUUAAACAGGAAAUGAAUGAUGCAACACAUGGUGCGGACAAUAUCAGAAAUGAUAUCAGUGCCCUUGCUCAAAGAUAUGCUGUCAUUGAUCGUGAUGAGGAUUGUGGGGUUUGUAGACGGAAAAUCUUAAUCGUUGGGGGGACACGUCAAGUGGCAAGGGGCUAUACUUCUGCAGGACCAAUGGCCCCUUUUUAUGUCUUUCCAUGUGGGCAUGCUUUUCAUGCAGAAUGUCUUAUUGCACAUGUGACCGGGUGUAGCAACCAAGCUCAAGCAGAAUUUGUAUUGGAUUUACAGAAGCAGCUCAGCUUGUUGGGUGGUGAAUCCACAUAUCAUUCCAAUGGUAGUGUUGUUGAGGAACCCAUUGGUAGUAUGAUCCAUGCAGAUAAGAUACGUUCACAAUUGGAUGAUGCCAUAGCCAGUGAAUGCCCAUUUUGUGGUGACCUGAUGAUCCGCGAGAUCUCUUUGCCUUUCAUCAAUCCUGAGGAGGAACAACAGGUUACUUCUUGGGAGAUUAAGCCAUAUAACCUUGGAAGCCAGAGGAGUCUGUCUCUAGUUAUAUGAGAGUCAAAACUGCAUAUUGCAUCUGCCUAUAUAAAUGUGUUGUAUUUUUAUUUUUUUUCUAUUGUUAUUAGUUGUUUAUUUUGUAUAUUGACAAUUUCUCCCCAACCCUACCCCCACAAGAGGUGGGAAUUGUUCCCCGCUCUUCGUAUGAACACCUCAUUGUUGUAGUUGUCAAGGGGAGGGGGGUCAUUCAUCAUACCUUCUGUCAAUAUCAUAUCCACCUUUUCAUCAUUAAUCAUGUUUGAAACACAUUGUGUUUCUUUUA
Messenger RNA from Macadamia integrifolia, 1429 nucleotides. RefSeq names its product vacuolar sorting protein 18-like. Gene Ontology annotation, cellular component: HOPS complex; endosome. Gene Ontology annotation, biological process: endosome organization; vacuole organization; organelle fusion. Bases 259 to 1164 code for a protein of 301 amino acids. The record is from RefSeq and is a predicted model, not a curated record. The transcript is spliced from 7 exons. Gene Ontology annotation, molecular function: protein-macromolecule adaptor activity. Lineage: Eukaryota; Viridiplantae; Streptophyta; Magnoliopsida; Proteales; Proteaceae.